AUGUCCUCUCCCGAGCCUGAACCCACACCCCGCAACAAUCGGCUUGCGCCGUUAAACACCCCUCGUGCCAUCGCGACUCCAAGGCGACGGGGUAUCAGCAUCGAGCCCGGCUCAGCAUACCUCUCAGCAUCAGCGCGCCGAAACUUCCAGGCGAAUACCCCACAUGCGCAAGCGGCUCGCCGCGAGAUCGACGAGAGGCGUCGGACUCUCUUCACGCCCGGUCGCUCCCACCGGCGAAGUCUGCGUGAUCAGCGGGAGACGCCACGCGACAUCCUUCGCAACCUGAGUAUUGCGUUGGGACCACGAACCGAGCGCAUCCGAUAUUCCUCAUCGAUCUCGAGCGUUGCGUCGCCAGAGGACACCACGCCGCGGCGGGACACAUUAGGCAGUCUGGCAGGCGCCUAUGACGAUGACGACGACGACUUCCCCAUCCAGCGACCACGGCUGUCGUUGCCCAUUGACAAUGAUGACGACGAUGAAGACGACGACGACUUCAAGGCGCGCAGGCCUCGGAUUAGUAUUCUCGAGGAGGAAGAGUAUACCUCUGCGUCAAUUGAAGCGCCACGGCGUGUGUCGCGGCUGGAUCAGAUGAGCCCGUUCGAUCCACGGCGAUACAGCGCCAUGUCCGGCCCAGAAGUGAUUCAAAGCCCGGCAGAAAACACCAUCGGCAUCGACUCGGCCUUUUUCCCGCCCGUGGGCGCUCUGGAUGACGACACGGGUAAUGUUGUCAUGGAUGAAGAGGAGAUCCAGCGCGAUGAUGAUGUGCGGCGACAGACACUUUUCGCUGCUCGCGAUAGCGACUUCCCCCCCAUCGAGAUCCCGGAUAUUGGCGCCGAAGAGACCACGUUCAUCAUGCAGCCACUGCAGUCGUCACCCGUCCGUGCCGGCGUGGAGGAAUCGGUAGCUGAUGUACAGGAUGACCAAGGACCAUAUGAUGACGAUAUACCCCUCGGCAUCGGGUCUGACUAUGGCGGCUACUCUUCAGAUGGCAACGAGCCAAUGCCGAUGCCAGACUAUGACGAUUAUGACCAACAGCAAGACAAUCAUGAUGAGAACGAGGAGCAGGAGGAAGAUCAGACGCGCCCGAUAGACGAAGAUCUGGGCGAGGUCGACAUUACGAGAACCACGAACUUUGACGAGACCAUAGCCACCGCGCGCGGCGAUGCUGAGCUGCUGGAUCGGUACAAGCGCGACACAGUGGCGCCGAUAGCAAGGCUCAAGCCGGGCAAAAAGACGAAAAAGAUAUCGAGGCAUGGCAUAGAAUACCCUUCGUUGCCGCAGGGCGUGGUGAAGAGGCUGGCGACGACCUUUGCAAAGAACGCGGGAAUUUCGAAGGCCAAGAUUACCGGCGACACGCUGGCGGCGAUUAUGCAGGCGAGCGACUGGUUCUUUGAGCAGCUCGGAGACGACCUGGCUGCAUAUGCCAAGCACGCAGGCCGCAAGACCAUUGAUGAGAGCGACAUGUUGACUCUGAUGCGCAGGCAUCUACCGCGUGAGCUCCUGCAAGAGAUUCGCAUGCCUGUGCCUGUACCAGUCAGGUCCUCUCGCAAGACCGCUGCGAAUCGUCGCGGAAACGACGACGAGGAAGUUACAUGA
Microdochium trichocladiopsis is the source of this 1596-nucleotide messenger RNA. RefSeq names its product centromere kinetochore component CENP-T-domain-containing protein. Gene Ontology annotation, molecular function: chromatin binding; protein heterodimerization activity. The transcript is spliced from 2 exons. Gene Ontology annotation, cellular component: FANCM-MHF complex; Fanconi anaemia nuclear complex. Gene Ontology annotation, biological process: replication fork processing; resolution of meiotic recombination intermediates. The coding region runs from base 1 to 1596 and encodes 531 amino acids. NCBI's taxonomy places the organism in Eukaryota, Fungi, Ascomycota, Sordariomycetes, Xylariales, Microdochiaceae. The record is from RefSeq and is a predicted model, not a curated record.